AUGAAACGAUCAAUCAGCCCCGAGCCCUUUUCCUCCGCGAAGACGGCGAAGCACGUUCACCACUCAGGGGAUGAUGGAGCAGAGGAUCCUGUUACGUUUCUUUUCCGACCCUUUUCUUCUAGACCACCUGAUCCAAACCGAGAACUAUACUUGUCCGAUGCUUGGAAGCAGCUAAAGCCAGCAAUCAACAUUAUCUUCCAGGAUGCGUACACGUCGGGUGUUUUCUACUACAAUAUUGUUUAUCGGGCUGUUACGCGUGCAUGCCUGGCUGGUUCGGGAAAACAGCUUAUUGAUCUGAUCAAGAAAGAGUGUGAGCCACAUAUCUCUGCGGCUAUACAGUCUUUAGAGAGGCAUAAUGAUGAAGAUGAUCCCUCUGUUUUCUUGCCACUCGUUGAAAAGUGCUGGCUAGACUUUAAAAAGAAGAUGAUGCUUGUUUCUGACCUUUCCAUGUAUGACACUUGUGGUGGACCUCAAUUCUUGGAGAUAGGCAAGCGGAUUUUCCAGGCGAAACUCUCUUUGGCCACUCAAACUCAAGAUAAACUUAUCGCCGGCAUUUUAGGACUCGUCACCGAUCAAAGGUUAGGAAAGACUAGUACAAACGUGAGUCUCUUAAAGAAUCUUAUGGAGAUGUUCCAAGGGGGCUCAGACGUGUUUGUGAAGCCUUUUCUUGAUUCCACUUCUGAGUUUUACGCCGCAAAAGCAGAGCAAGUCCUGCAGCAGUCCGACAUUUCCCACUACUUGGAAUUUGUCGAGACGAGUUUGCGUGAGGAGGAAGAGAGGAAAUACUGUUAUUGCUUCUCCUUAAUAUGCUGGAGAGAACUAAUAGGAGUUGUUGCUAGAGAACUCCUGGAGGUUAAGCGCCCUCUUCUUGAAAAGGUCGCCCCUCUUGCUUUUACUGUAUUCAUGGAUGAGGGUCGCAUGGAUGACCUUAAGAAAAUGCAUAGAGUGCUCUCUAAGGCGGGUCUGGUGGGUGGUUUUAUGGACCGCAUUCUGAGUUCCUACAUUCGGGAAAAGGGAGCAAAGGAAGGAAGCUCUUUGCUCAAGGAGUUGCAUACUAGCAUUGAUAAGAUAUGGCAUAAAUGCUUUCACGGCGAUUAUGGACUGCUUAAGAGCAUCAGAGACUCUUUCAAAGAUUUGGGUUUGGGUUUGCAUGUGCCGGUAUGA
Molecule: messenger RNA, 1164 nt
Organism: Arabis nemorensis
Lineage: Eukaryota; Viridiplantae; Streptophyta; Magnoliopsida; Brassicales; Brassicaceae
Source: the annotation of a GenBank genome assembly